Molecule: messenger RNA, 2062 nt
Organism: Linum tenue
Lineage: Eukaryota; Viridiplantae; Streptophyta; Magnoliopsida; Malpighiales; Linaceae
Source: the annotation of a GenBank genome assembly
GAAAUUAAUGCACACAGACAGAAAUCAAAUUCGCUAUUUGCCGCAAGUCGCCGCAGCCUUCCUUCCAGCCUCGCGCACGCCACUGUCUAGAUUCUAUCUGCGUACCACAAACGCCAUACCUCACUGUGGAGUUGCAAAGGGAGAAUCGAUGGCGGCGGUGAAUGGAAGCGGAGUGAGCUUGGCUUCACAGGCGUACAUGGAGGGGAAUGCUGUUAAGGAAACGAGGGCGUUGGUCGCUGAUCUCUGCCGCCAAUUCUACAGCCUCGGCUGGGUUUCCGGCACCGGGGGCAGCAUCACCAUCAAGGUCCACGAUGAUUGCAUCCCCAAACCGCAGCAGCUCAUCCUUAUGUCUCCCUCUGGUGUUCAGAAGGAGAGAAUGGAAGCAGAGGAUAUGUAUGUCAUGUCAGGAAAUGGUUCGAUAUUGUAUGCACCAUCACCGAAGCCUUACCCUCACAAGCCUCCCAAGUGUUCUGAUUGUGCUCCUUUAUUUAUGAAGGCAUAUGAGAUGCGUGAUGCUGGAGCCGUCAUUCACAGUCAUGGAAUGGAGUCUUGCCUGGUGACAAUGCUCAAUCCAUCGGCAAAAGAAUUCAAGAUUACUCACAUGGAGAUGAUAAAAGGGAUUAAGGGUCAUGGAUAUUAUGAUGAACUUGUUGUUCCAAUAAUAGAGAAUACAGCCUAUGAGAACGAGCUGACAGAAUCUCUUACGAAAGCUGUAAAUAUCUGUUAUUUGCAAUUCUCUUACUCCACUUUGCUCUUACCAAUAGAAGCAUACCCAAAGACAACUGCUGUGCUAGUUCGCAACCAUGGAAUAUAUGUAUGGGGGGACACAUGGAUUAGCGCCAAAACUCAGUCUGAAUGUUAUCAUUAUCUCUUCGACGCUGCAAUCAAACUUCAUCAAAUGGGCCUGGACUGGUCUACCCCAAGCCAUGGUCCGAUCCAGCAGGCCAGAGGAGCUAUAAGUGCGCCAGUGAAGGCAGGAUUGAAGGAUUCAAGUCACAAUAGUGAGACAUUUCCUGUAAGCUCUUUUGUGCAUGAUAGAGUUAGUUCAAGCAUCUAUUUUGAUAUGUGCUGCAUCCUCCUGGACAUUGAAGGGACUACCACGCCUAUAACGUUUGUUGCUGAUGUCCUUUUUCCGUAUGCCCGUGACAAUGUGGGAAAGCAUCUGUCAGCAACAUACGAGACUGAGGAUACUCAAGAGGAUAUAAAGUUGUUGCGAUCUCAGGUUGAAGAUGACUUGGCACAUGGCAUUGAUGGCGCUGUACCCAUUCCACCAGAUGGUGCUGGAAAGGAUGCAGUGAUUGCAGCACUGGUUGCUAACGUAGAGGCAAUGAUAAGAGCAGAUCGCAAGAUUACUGCCUUGAAACAAUUACAAGGGCACAUAUGGAGAACUGGCUUUCAGAACAAUGAAUUGAAAGGAGAGUUUUACAAUGAUGUACCUGAAGCAUUGCAGAGCUGGCAUGCCUUGGGCAUAAAGGUAUAUAUAUAUUCCAGCGGCAGCAGGUUGGCACAGAGACUUGUAUUCGGGAACACAAAGUCUGGAGAUUUGAGGAAAUAUUUGUCUGGGUUUUUCGACACUAAUAUUGGGAACAAGAGGGAGACAAGCAGCUACGUUCAGAUUUCUGAAUCGUUGGGAGUAGAUAGCCCGUCUGAAAUCUUGUUCUUGACGGACGUUGUUCAAGAAGCAGUAGCAGCUAAAGCAGCAGGUCUGAAGGUGAUGAUCUCUGUCCGGCCAGGGAAUGCACCUUUGCCUGAAAAUCAUGGGUUCAAGACCAUCAACUCUUUUCUGGAAAUAUGACACAUAUAUUCCAUUAUGUGCUGCUCUGCAUUGUAUGAUCUAGUGCCCUGUGUUGGCCUAGAACUGGCAUCAACCUGCUUUUGUUGUAUCACCUAAGUAAAACACUACCAGCCCCGGGUAACUAUUGUACAAACGAAAUCUUACGACUUUAAGGUCUGUUUCCAUGUGAGAUUGUUAAAAUAAAACUAGCUACAGAGUUUGACGAGACGAAGGUAGCUAAAUCCAUUUCCGUCCCAUCCUUAUCAUUUUCGGAGCACUCUCCCAUGC